AUAUUAUGUAUUAAUUAGCUAAAUAAGGUUGAUUUUGAUCAUAUUUAUACAUAUUUUAAACAAUUUGACUGGAAACAAUCAUUUAGUAUGUUUGGUUUGCAAGAUGAAUGAUAGAAUUUGUUUCUUAACACUAAUUAAUAGGAAUACAUGUUAUGACGAUAAUAAAGAUUGUUAGAGGUUUCCUUACUGAAAUAAUGUCCGAUUUUUUACAGUAGGGUAAAUUGUGUUUAAGUUUUUGAAUACAGAUAUACUUUUAAUGAAUGAAACUUUUGUUGUUAAUUGUUAAUCCUUGAUAGUGCCCACUCGGGGUAUACUACCUUAAAUAUGUUGAACGCGACAAAUGAUAAAGAAUUUAAUAGCAAGUAGAAAUUAACAUUAUCCAAAAAGAAGAAUAAGAUUAACAAAGAAAAAUACAAGCAAGGAAUAACUUGUUGUUGUUUUUUUGCGGAAGCAAAACUAAAUAUGUCUGGCUUUUUUUCAGGAUAGAAAAACAUGUAUUCAAAGUGGAAGAAAAGUGUAACAUGAUACUUUCAGAUCUAAGUGGACAAAAUCAUUCAAAUAGUGGCGAACAACGUUCACUUGUUGAUACAUGUGAAAGUAUGCUUAAAAUAUUGGAAAGUUGCAAAGAUGAGACCAAUAUAGUUGUCGAGAUUUUUACAAUGCUUGAAAAGGAUUUAAAAAUCGACAGAAAAACUGGUUCAGUUUCAAAAAGAUGCAUAGCGAUCAAGAAAACGGUAGAAAAUUUUCAGUUAAGAUAUGUCAGAAAAGAAGAUUAUGAUAGUUUACGAGAAAAGAUGAGGUAUUUGCAUGUUGAAAUGGGACAGUUAAGGGAAGAAAAAGACAGUGCAUAUAAUAGAUUAUCAAAGGUCGCUGGAGCACGUCUGACGGACAACAAUCCAAAUAUUGCAGAUCUUAGUGAUCCAAAUCGUCCAACCAAAAUAGCCGAACAGUAUUCAGAGUUGUAUGACACCCCCUGGACAGAUGCAUACGAAAUAUUGACAAAUAAAGAUCAAGAAAACACAGAUCUUUUGUUGAAGAUUAUCGUAGAUUGUUAUGGAAUUUGUGGAAACAUAUCCAAGAAUCAUCAACGAAAUUUGAAGAAUGCUGUGUGUUACCCUGCUGAUAAUAUAGAAACUGGACAAGCAUCACAACAGAAAAAGGGCAAAAAGGAAAACCCUGUCUCCUUCUCAGCAGUUCAGUCAAAGGCUUUAUCUGAACUUCGAAAGCAGACUGCAGAUAUAUCCGUUGUUGAUGUGAUAUCGCAAAUAGAAUCAACACAGAAGGACUGGUUUAUUCCGGAAAAGUUGCGAAGUUAUACGACCCGUUGUAUUGAGCUGUGUUGGCUUAUGCACGUACAAACUCCACCUGUUUUAAUUGACACAAUUGCCAAGCCAGGAUCCAAAUUUGAUACCAACAAAUAUAAACAAUAUACAAAGGCUGGAAAGAAAAUAGACUUCAUUGUUUGGCCUGUAUUGUUGUUGGAAGAAGGGGGAGCUGUUUUGUGUAAAGGAGUUGCUCAAGGAAAAUAGUUAAUACAGUUUCUGCAGCAUAUUUAAAAAGCCUCGGAAUAAACUCUUUUUACAUAUAUUUAGUUUAUUACAUUUUCGCACACGUUUUUUUUUAAAAACCUAUUUCAUCAGCUACUGUUUAUUCUGGAGUGACCAUAUACAUUUAAGUUCGCAAACAGUUGUACAUCUGUGACUUUACUAUGUUAAAUAUAUAAUUAUAAUCCAUACACACAUAUAAACAAUAAAGAAUCUUUCCUUUGGAAAUUAAAACUACAUGUAAAGAUUGAGUGUUUUAUUCUUUGUUUAGUUUGGAUUAGCGCUUAAACAUUUAAUGAAUUAAUCAUUUUAAAACAUGUUUACUUUUGAUAGGAAUACUAAUGUCAGUGUGGUUAUAAAUGAGCCGCGUCAUGACAAAACCAACAUAAUGGUGUUGCGACCA
Ruditapes philippinarum (Manila clam) is the source of this 1947-nucleotide messenger RNA. RefSeq lists its product as uncharacterized. NCBI's taxonomy places the organism in Eukaryota, Metazoa, Mollusca, Bivalvia, Venerida, Veneridae. Gene Ontology annotation, biological process: mitophagy by internal vacuole formation; mitochondrial protein catabolic process. The record is from RefSeq and is a predicted model, not a curated record. The coding region runs from base 522 to 1529 and encodes 335 amino acids. The transcript is spliced from 7 exons. Gene Ontology annotation, cellular component: mitochondrial outer membrane.